Molecule: messenger RNA, 1366 nt
Organism: Parastagonospora nodorum SN15
Lineage: Eukaryota; Fungi; Ascomycota; Dothideomycetes; Pleosporales; Phaeosphaeriaceae
Exons: 5
Coding region: 1-1194 (397 amino acids)
Biological process (GO): L-valine biosynthetic process
Cellular component (GO): mitochondrion
Molecular function (GO): ketol-acid reductoisomerase activity
Source: RefSeq, a predicted model, not a curated record
AUGGCUUCAAGACCCGUUUCCCGUGCUCUCCGCCAGACUGCCAGGCAAUUGGCUGCUGCUCCAGCCCAGAAGCGCACCUUCGUCUCUGCUGUGCGCGCUGGCGUCACCGCUGCCCCCAAGGCGGCUGUGACCUCUCAGUUCCAGCAGACCCGUGGUGUCAAGACAAUUGACUUUGCCGGCACCAAGGAGACUGUUUACGGUAGAGCGUGCCGAUUGGACCAAGAGAAGCUUCUUGAGUACUUCAAGAACGACACCCUUGCCCUCAUCGGCUAUGGCUCCCAGGGCCACGGCCAGGGUCUCAACAUGCGCGACAACGGCCUCAACGUCAUUGUCGGUGUACGAGAGAACGGCCAGUCCUGGAAGGAGGCUCUCGACGACGGCUGGGUCCCCGGAAAGAACCUGUUCGGCAUUGAUGAGGCCAUUGGCAAGUCCACCGUUGUCAUGAACCUUCUCUCCGAUGCUGCUCAGUCCGAGACCUGGCCUCAGAUCAAGCCCCAGCUGAAGGGCAAGACGCUCUACUUCUCUCACGGUUUCUCCCCCGUCUUCAAGGACCUUACCAAGGUCGACGUCCCCACCGACAUCGACGUCAUCCUCGUUGCCCCCAAGGGUUCCGGCCGUACUGUCCGCUCCCUCUUCCGUGAGGGCCGUGGUAUCAACUCCUCCAUUGCCGUCUUCCAAGACGUCACCGGCAAGGCCAAGGAGAAGGCCGUUGCCCUCGGUGUUGCCGUUGGCUCCGAGAUACAUGUACGAAACCACAUUCCAGAAGGAGGUCUACUCCGACCCUCUACGAGUGAGCGUGGUUGCUUGAUGGGUGGUAUCCACGGCAUGUUCCUUGCUCAGUACGAGGUUCUCCCCUCAUCUGAGGCUUUCAACGAGACCGUUGAGGAGGCUACCCAGUCUCUGUACCCCUUGAUCGGAGCACACGGCAUGGACUACAUGUACGCUGCCUGCUCUACCACCGCCCGUCGUGGUGCCAUCGACUGGAGCAAGCGCUUCAAGGACGCCCUCAAGCCCGUCUUUGACGACCUCUACACCUCCGUCGAGAACGGCAGCGAGACCAAGCGCUCGCUCGAGUACAACUCGCAGCCCGACUACCGCGAGAAGUACAACGAGGAGCUCAAGGAGAUUGACGACCUUGAGAUCUGGCGUGCCGGAAAGGCCGUCCGCUCCCUCCGCCCCGAGAACGCAAAAUAGGUGUUGCGUACAGUAAUGACCUAAUGGAAGAUGAAAGAGGGCAAUGUGUAGAUAUCUUGUCUUAUAUUCGGAUCUUUGGCGUCGGCGCGCUUGCUUCAUCAAUGGGCGGAUUGGGAUCCAAAGAGAAGGAAAAAAGCUCGUAGGCUAAAAGCAAAUGAUACCUUUUCAUGAC